This is a messenger RNA of Cladophialophora psammophila CBS 110553, 1920 nucleotides long. RefSeq lists its product as uncharacterized. Bases 1 to 1920 code for a protein of 639 amino acids. Gene Ontology annotation, molecular function: 7S RNA binding; signal recognition particle binding; endoplasmic reticulum signal sequence receptor activity. Gene Ontology annotation, cellular component: signal recognition particle, endoplasmic reticulum targeting. The record is from RefSeq and is a predicted model, not a curated record. NCBI's taxonomy places the organism in Eukaryota, Fungi, Ascomycota, Eurotiomycetes, Chaetothyriales, Herpotrichiellaceae. The transcript has 2 exons. Gene Ontology annotation, biological process: SRP-dependent cotranslational protein targeting to membrane.
AUGGAUAUCACGGGCUCCCUUGUCUCUGAGCGCGAACGGGCCUUGCUGGGAGGAGACUACAAUGCUUACCAUGCUCAAGCCACUCGCAAAAUUCACAACCUCCGCAAGCGACUUGGUGCCGCAACUCGUGGGAGAAAAUACACUCCGAAGGCCCCCGUCACGGCAGAGAACGUUGCCAAAAACGCAGAAUGGGUGCAACUGCUUCUCGCCAGCUCCGAGCGGGCAUGGGCAUCUUCAAUGGCCAUGAAGUCGGCCCAGUCGGCCGAAAACUCCCAGAAGCCCAUGCCUGGCUCGACGAAACGACAAAUCGCCUCCAGGCUUCGCCGAGCCAUCACCUACGCUGAGAACCUUGUGACUAUUCUGCAAGAUCGCAGCACAACCGGCGCGAAAGCGGUGGAUGAACUCGAGGCACGUGCUUAUCUCUGCAUGUUAAGAGGAAGUUUGGAUUUUGAGAAGGGAAGAUGGCCGGGAUGUGUGCAGAAUUACUCGGUUGCUCAAGUUGUAUACACAACCCUGGCACGCUCGUCGAAGACGGAUACGUACAAGGAACUGUUAUCGGGCAUCGUCGACCCCAGCAUUCGAUAUGCCGCAUAUCAACUAAAGAUGCCCCGCACAAAGGCCAUCAAUGAUAUCGCCAUUGAGAAUUUUCCAAAAAGCGAAACCACUGUCCGAAAUGAGAUUGAGGAAAUUAACGCACAGGCCUUUUCGACUGGAGCCGAGGCGGCUCCCACAAAAGGAGGUCCCAAGGAAAUCCCCUCAACAAUCUCCUGGAGGAGUAGGAAGGUGAAUCUAGAAGACGCCAACAUCUCUCAAGCUCUCGGUUUUUCCCAGGAGCGGGAAGACGACCUAAAGACAGCCUACCAAUCCUUUCAAAACGGAUCUUUAAGUGCGAAAGACCUGGCAACCGCAUACGAAGAAGUCAUCACCGUCCGCCAGGACGCCGCAGAUGCCACAAAGACCGCUAUCGACGAGCUGAUCGCCGAGGGUGUCGACACAGGCGAUCCUCGCAUGCAGUCACUGCAAAUCACUCGGACGGCUGUUAAUUACGCCGUGAUUGAAUGGCGGAUUGGGCGCAACAGAGUCCUCUGCGGUGCUGCAGACGAUGGUCUAGCUUUUGAGUCUGAGAAGCCUACGAAGCCUGUGAGACCUCGCGGGGAGGGCAAAUCUCGCACCCCCAAGGAAGAAAGUUCAGGGCGCAAGUUAUCAAGACUGCGGGAGAGGGUUGCGCUCUACGACUCGAUUCUGCAAAGUCUGGAUGCUGUGAAAGAUUUACCCGGUGUCAUUGCGGACAGUGCUUUUGUGGACGAGCUCGAUGCGAAACGAGCAUACUUCCGUGCUUUAAAGUGUUUGGCUGUUGGCCGCUCACACGCCAUCAGUGAUCACAUACCCAAUGCAUUGGCGCUGUAUGCUCGGGCUCUUGAGUUGGCAGAAAAGGCCUCGGCUACAUUGAAAACAGCGGCCACUGACCACGACUCAGCGCCACCAAAACUCGAUCUACCUUGCGAGCGCCUCACGCAGACAAUCGCGGCCCUCAGCAAACUAGUAACGCAGUUCCGAGCACUGGCCGAUCUGGAAGCACUUACCAGCAAGGCUCAGCCGGUCCUCGGGAAUGCUCCUCAAGCGACAGUCGUAAAACCCGCUCCUCUCAUCGAACGUCUCUCCCACAAUGAAUACAUUCCGAACUUGGACCUAACGAACCUCGUGAACUACCCACCCAAACUCCGCCCAGUCCCGGUGAAGCCACUAUUUUUUGACCUGGCAUGGAAUUACAUCAAGUACCCGGGACAGACGGGGCCUGAAGACGAUGUGCGAGCGGAAGACGUGCAAAUGGGAGGGGUCGCAGAGGAGGUGAAUGGAAAGGUGGAGCAAAACGAGGAACAGAAGCCAGCGAGGAAGCGAUGGUUUGGCUUUGGCCGCUAG